CUUGGGCUCUGGCAUGGAUCGUGGCCAAUUAAACCAGACCACUUUGCUAACGUGCCUUGGGUGACGACCCCAGGCAAGUACUUGGGCGUUCCGCUUGACUGUUAUCGCGACAGCGAUCAGUAUUGGAAAGGGCAGGCUAAAGAAACACAGGAGAAAGCGGAGAAGUGGAAAGGGGCCACCUUGUCGAUCUUUGCCAGGGCCACCGUUUGCAACCUGUUCUUUAUCAGCAAGCUCUGGUAUGUCAUGCAGGUGUUGCAUUGUUCCCGGACAAAUGUGCAGAAGUUCCACAGAAUAUUUGCGAUAUUUGUCUGGGCUUCUGGAUGGGAACGAUGCAGUCGUACGAACUUGUUUCGACGGGUAAAAGACGGGGGGCUCGGACUGGGCCACCUCUUCUUGCGCCAGCUAGUUAACCGAUUUAUGUUUUUUAGGGAUGUGACAGACCCGUUCCUUCGCACACUAUGUCAAUUGCGACUGGGUAGAGCACUCCCAGAAUAUGUUGUGUCAACUGAAGAUUGUGUGGGAGGGAUCGGGGGUUAUUUUAAGGAAAUUGUGUCCAGUGUAAGAUUCCUUUGUGUACGGUUUUCGCGGGAGUACCUUUCUCGCGUCAAACGAAAAGAGCUUUAUUUUGCAUUAUGUGAUGUUGUUUUUCCAGUGCCCCUGUACCGAUCAUUGUACAGUGGAGGCCCAGGUAGCGAUGUCUUAAAGAGGGUUAAGAAAAUGCAUGUGAUGGCGGGAACCAAAACUUUUUUCUUUAAACUGCAUACCGAAACAUUGCCUGUAAAAACUUUUUUGGAGAAAAGGGGAUGCUUUCUGCCUUGGGGUACGCAUUGUAUUAUUUGUAAGCUGCCAGAAACCGUAGAUCAUGUCUUCUUACAUUGUUGGGAGGGUGUUUAUUUUUGGGAUGUGCUGCAGAGAGCUAUUAAGAAAGAUCUUCCUUUGAACCCACACGGCAUUCGGUUUUUGAGAGUAAAAAACGAAGAUGGCGUACCAUUUGACGCAAUCAUGCUCCUGGGCCUCCACUCUUUGUGGCGUUCGAGAAUGGCAGGCCACCAUUUCGACAAAGAUGCGCGGCCUGCACGAGCGUACUUCAGGGAGAGUAUUGAUUGGUUUAUAGAAUUAUAUAAAGCGGAACCGGAACCACCCGAAUGGCUGUCAAGACUACAGCCACUGGUGACAUUGCCCGAAUUUUAACUUGACGAUACCAGCA
Rhipicephalus sanguineus (brown dog tick) is the source of this 1207-nucleotide messenger RNA. RefSeq lists its product as uncharacterized. The record is from RefSeq and is a predicted model, not a curated record. NCBI's taxonomy places the organism in Eukaryota, Metazoa, Arthropoda, Arachnida, Ixodida, Ixodidae. The transcript is spliced from 2 exons. The coding region runs from base 244 to 1191 and encodes 315 amino acids.